Python bivittatus (Burmese python) is the source of this 1212-nucleotide messenger RNA. Lineage: Eukaryota; Metazoa; Chordata; Lepidosauria; Squamata; Pythonidae. The record is from RefSeq and is a predicted model, not a curated record.
CUGAAGAGGGGCGGGGUUGCUAAUAUGGUUGCUUCUGUCCCGCGCUGCCUUCCUUCGUAAACCAGUUCAGGUCCAAAGACUAUUUUCUCCUUCUCCCCUCCCCACCCCCGUGCAAAGAUGCACCGCCGGGGCGUGGGGGCCGGCGCCAUCGCCAAAAAAAAGUUGGCAGAGGCCAAAUAUAAGGAACGUGGUACAGUUUUGGCUGAAGACCAGUUAGCCCAGAUGUCUAAACAGCUGGACAUGUUUAAAACUAACCUAGAAGAGUUUGCUAGUAAACACAAACAAGAAAUCCGUAAAAAUCCUGAAUUCAGAGUCCAGUUCCAGGAUAUGUGUGCAACAAUUGGUGUUGAUCCACUAGCCUCUGGUAAAGGAUUCUGGUCAGAAAUGUUGGGUGUCGGAGAUUUUUACUAUGAGUUAGGCGUCCAGAUUAUUGAAGUCUGCUUGGCUCUCAAGCACAGAAAUGGAGGUGACUGUGUUCAGUAACUCACAUGCAGGCUCCAACUUUCUGCUGCUGAAUUUCAGUGGUAAAAUGCCCUACAUGUAGGAGGCCUUCUGCUCCCAUUCCCACCCUAAUGAAAAGUAAUGUGUUUUUUAGGCCAAUUUCAGCCUGAUUUUUUGUUUUUCUGCAAUGUUAAGAGAGUGGGAAACCCUCGUAUUCUCAUCACCCCCCUUAAAAUCCAACUGAAAGUUCAUUCUGCUGUGCCUGGUCUGGUGAUGUCACUUCCUUUCCAGUGAUGUUACUUUCGAACCUUGGAAAGUUGGGUUUCUAAAUUACAACCCCUAAACCUGCCUUCCAUGCCCACCUUUGCAGUAAUGCAUCCCUGUGAUUAUUGCAGCCUCCAAAUUUUCUGGAUACACUAAUGCAGUCUUCCAGAAAUAUUAACAAUGUAGUCUUAUGCAUUACUAUUCAGGAGUAAAUUCCAUUAAUUUAAGUAUGUACAACCAAAUAUAAAAUCCUCACCACUUUUGCUACCAAGUAAUCUGUUUUUAACUUUAGGGGCACUUAUUUUGAGAGACCAUCCAUAGAUCUUUACUGCAUAUCUCCCAUGUAGUAGCCUACUUCACACAUUCUGCUAAGUCAAGGAUGGGUGGACUACAUGCAGCCCAGUAGCUCUUUUAAAGACGCCAGUGGGUAGUUCUCUGUUUCACGAUUAAGGGAUAGCUCUCCUUUCUCUCCCCAAAAUGGUGAGAAUUUUGACUGUAACUGCUUUA